AUGGUGUUAUCCUCUUCUUCCAUCAUCAAGAGUGGAUAUUUACAACAAAAGGAAGGAAGUUUAUUUAAUCGAUGGAAACGCUAUUGGUUUGUGUUGACACGAGAGGGAAAAUUAUUGAAAUUCAAAAAAGAGUUGGAGGAGAAGGAGGAUUCUCAUCGGAGUGCUUCUCCGCAGCCUCUUCAAGAAUAUGAUUUAACGAGCAACAUGAACAGCAGUCAUGGAGAGUCGACAACAACUCAACCGUUGUCGUUAAGGAAUGAAAUACAAAGUGCGAGAAAUAUUUGCGGAAAGAAUUAUAGUAUGGCGAUUACGGUGGUGGAACAUCAUGACAGCUGUCAAAGAUCGAGUACACAAACGACCUCAUCUUCUAGCUUAAUCAUGUUGGUAGCUGAAAAUGAAAUGGAAUAUGAAGAAUGGUUUAAUGUUAUAUACAGAACAAUUUGCGGGUCACACAAUUCCAAUUUUGGUAAUGUGUCAAAAGAAUGUCAAAACUCAGUGAGCUAUCACAUGGAAACUAUCCUGAGCGCAAUUUUGGAUGCUGCCGUUAUUUCAGAUUCUAUAGGAACCAUUCUCUCUGUCAACGAUGCCAUGACGACUUUAUUUGGCUUCUCCAGAGAGGAACUCAUUGGACAAAGUGUCAACAUUCUAAUGCCCUCUCAACUCGCACGAGUUCACGACGAUUACAUGAAGCGUUAUCUUCAACGGAGAGAUAAGAAAUUAAUUGGAAAACCAAGAACUCUUCUCGGAAAACGAUCGAAUGGUGUCACAUUCCCAGUCGAACUCUCUUUGGGUGAAAUGACCAAUUCGACGUUGGAGAAAUCAACACCUGCUUACAUUGCAGUGUUUCGAUCGAAAAUUGAAAAUGAUCAGUUUGUGAGUCAUGCCAUCGAUGAACCAUUCAAUGCUGCUGAAAUGUCAAAACAAGCAUCCAAUGAGGAUGGUGACAACAUCAAUUCAUUUGACAAACAGAGUCCCAAAUCACCUAAAUCACCAAAAUCAUCCGUCUCAACUUUGGAUUCAGUAUGGACAUCCACUCCACACCAACCUCCACACAAAAACUCCUUAACGAACCAUACCAAUUAUAUAGAAUACGAUGACCUUGAUGAUGAUCCCAUGCACUACACACGUCCUCACAGUGGUCAUCACAAAAAUGGUAAAAUUUCAGAUGAAGCUACUGCAACCAAUUCAACCAAUAGUUCAUCUCCGUCGAGUGCCUCAACAACACCCUCUUCUCCACAACAACACCAUCUCUCACCUCACCACCAUGGUGACGAAAUUCUUCAUGACAUGGAACAAUGGGUUGUGGAGUCGAGAAAGAUGAAUUCUUUCCAACAUGAACACGACGGAAAGGAUUUUGAGCUUGUGGAUUCACUUCUUCAGGAAUUGGAUUCACAUCAAACACAAUUUGCACAGAGAUUGCACUCUAUGGAAUUUUCUUGUCAAAAAACAUACGAAAAGGAAUUUAAAGAACUUGAAUUGAAAUAUCAAACGUUAAAACAUCAUUACAAAUUCAUGGAAGAUGAAAAUAAGACUCUUCAACAACAUUUGGACUGUUUUCAUGAAUCUCUUCGACUUUAUCAAGCUGAAAUGAGUAUUUUACAAAUUGGCAAUGAUUACAUGGAUGGAAUCAUGUUGAAGGAUCUUGUCAAAGAAGAUGUCAUUUAUCGUAGUGUGUUAAAAACCAUUGCCAAAGAAGAGCAUCAAUUGAAUUUACUGAAAUUCUUGAGAAAAGUAUUGAAAUAUCAAGAACAAUAUUCACCCUCGAUGGAAGAUGGUGGUGAGGACAGAACAUUAAUGGAGAAACCCAAGUCAGAAAAAAUGUAUGAUUUUACCAACAAUUGUGAAACAGAAUAUUUAGAGAAAAAGAAACGAAUGAGACAAGAUGCUACUUCAAUUCUUGAAAAAUUCUUUUCUUUUUCCUCAAUGGUUCAAAAUAAUGACACUCCUCAUGAACACUCACAAGAAUUGAAUCAUGCUCAAUCCAUGCCUUUAUUGAGUCAUUCAAAAAAGGAUACACCAAAUCAAAGCAACAACACCAACUCAACCAAGAUUAACCUCUCCUCCACCUGUGAAGAUUUGUUACAACUUCAUUCUCAAUUUCCAACCUUUGGAAUGUUUGACAUGGCCAUUUCGGAAGUGAUGGAUCGAUUGAAAGCAGCUGACAUUCUCAAACAAACCGAAUCUGAGAAACAACAAGAACCUUCACAAAAAGAGACAGCCUCAAAUUUACAAGAAAAAUCCAGUGGCACUGUUGGUGACUCUGAAUUGCAUUACAAAGAAGACAUUCAAAGUGGAAAUAAGAGUUACACUUCAAAUGUGGACAAGGAAAUGAAACAAGCAAAAGAUAUUGAUAGUAAUAUUGGCAGUAACUCUCCAGCACCUCAAUGGAGACUUUAA
Messenger RNA from Naegleria fowleri, 2397 nucleotides. RefSeq lists its product as uncharacterized. NCBI's taxonomy places the organism in Eukaryota, Heterolobosea, Eutetramitea, Acrasida, Naegleriidae. Gene Ontology annotation, biological process: regulation of DNA-templated transcription. Bases 1 to 2397 code for a protein of 798 amino acids. The record is from RefSeq and is a predicted model, not a curated record. The transcript has 3 exons.